This is a messenger RNA of Pestalotiopsis fici W106-1, 324 nucleotides long. RefSeq lists its product as uncharacterized. NCBI's taxonomy places the organism in Eukaryota, Fungi, Ascomycota, Sordariomycetes, Amphisphaeriales, Sporocadaceae. The coding region runs from base 1 to 324 and encodes 107 amino acids. The record is from RefSeq and is a predicted model, not a curated record. The transcript has a single exon.
AUGCUGACCGCGAUACCGGAGAAGGUCGAGAAGAACGAAGUCCGCCAGGCCGAAUCAAUUGAAAUGAGCAGGCAGACAAUGCAAUCGCUCGCCCAUCCCCGCGAACGGGCAAUGCAGGUGCAAGAAAAGCUGGAGGAGACGCAAGAACAACUGAGGCAGCUGCAAGGGGAUGAGAAAGAAACCCAAGACCAACUGAAACACUUGGAGGCUGAGCAGAAAGAGACGCGAGAACAAAUCUUAGGCAUCAAAGCAGUCCUGGAGCACCAGAGCCCCCAGCCAUCCCACGCAGAGGUUGUCAGGAUCCCGCUCACAACAAACUUUUGA